Molecule: messenger RNA, 2388 nt
Organism: Kalmanozyma brasiliensis GHG001
Lineage: Eukaryota; Fungi; Basidiomycota; Ustilaginomycetes; Ustilaginales
Product: Temperature dependent protein affecting M2 dsRNA replication, C-terminal
Exons: 1
Coding region: 1-2388 (795 amino acids)
Biological process (GO): DNA recombination; mismatch repair; DNA double-strand break processing
Cellular component (GO): nucleus
Molecular function (GO): 5'-flap endonuclease activity; 5'-3' DNA exonuclease activity
Source: RefSeq, a predicted model, not a curated record
AUGAUUCGCGGUCUGCAGGCCUACAUUCACGACCGCGGCUUGGCUCAGACCUCGCCGCUGUCAGCACUCAAAGACACGCGUCUAGGCAUCGACCUAUCCUACUACCUCAAGCAGCUCCUUUCCUCGCCUUCCACAUCAGAACCGCUCGUAGCUGCGUUAGGAGGCGCACCUAUCGCCCUCAUUUCCCACAUCGAAAACGAUCUGCGGGCGCUCGAUAAGGCUCGCAUCAAGCCCGUCUUCAUUCUCAACGGUAUCCAGCCCAACAAGCGACAACGUCCCUUCUCAUACGAAGACCCUCGGGUCAAGCAGCGCUCUCGAGCAUGGGAAGCCUACGAGAACGGCCAGGUCGACGUGACUCACUCUUUGCUCUCCGCUAGCAACUCCAUGCAUCACCCGGAUCUGUAUCGCGCUAUCCUUCGCGCUUUCCGACACCGCAACAUCGAGUUCCUUGUCGCUCCAUACCUCGCCUCCGGCCAGCUCGUCUCGAUGGAGCGUCACUCGAAAUCAUACGUGCACGCCAUCUACGGAGCCACAGAGAUUCUUCUCUUUGAGCGUGUCGAACGCCUCAUAACCUCUCUCAAUCUGUCCGAAUCCAACUUCCAAUACGUCAGCAAGCAGGCCAUCUUGGGCGAGUUGAGAUGCAACGAAGAGCAGUUCCUCGAUGUCGGUCUGCUCGCCGGCAGCGAUCUCUGCGCAACUUUCCCUGCUCUACAGGACUCCAGCUUGGGAGCACCACCACCUCACACAGGCGCACCACCCAACUUGCGGCAGAUCAAUGACCUCGUCAAACAGUACAAAGGCGCUUACGGCCUCGUCGCCGCUUUCGAGGGUCACCCCACAGUUCAGAAGAUCAACUACCUUGAUCAGUUCUGCCGAGCGAGAACCACCGUCAAAUUCUGUCUCGUGCUUUCUGCCGAAGAGGGGCGCGUAUUGCCAUUGCCACUUGCGACGCCUCCACCACCACUUUCGGCGGGAUCAGCACCAUCCCACGCUGGGCCCAACGGAGCUCCCGCUGGACCCACAAACGGCGGCGCACCCAUCCUCACAGCAGCAGACAUCCCCGUUGACAUCCACGAAGUCUUCUCACAUCGCCUGCCAGACGAAGUCUUCCUUCACCUCUCCCGGGGUCUUGUCGGUCCCCAAAUCUUGUCCAGCUUGACCUCUGGGCAUGUCACCGAAGCCCCACCACUCGACAACGGUGAGAGCGAAGACUACCGGCGCUACGUCCGCGAGACGCUCACUGAAAUCCCGCAAUCGCCACGCUGCGUCGCCGUCGCGCUCGCCGCCUCAGUCCUCAACGGCUUCUGGUCUUCCCGAAAAAUCACUGGCAUCUAUUACUUCGCGCCCACCGCCGACAACCCCAUCCCUCACGACUCGGCCGCAACCCUCCAGCUCAUCAACCGCGUCAACCAGUGGAACGUCUCGAACCGCUUCAUCGAGGAAGAAUUGCGACGCCAAAACUCAUCCACCAUCGACAUUGCGCUCUGUCUCGGUGCGACCACUUCGGAUCAACUCGCGAGCCGCACCAAGACGCCCCGCAUCAAACUUCCCGAUGGCUCCAUCUCCGCCUUGGAGAAGAAAGACGAGAUUGUAGCCAACACCAUCUGGCGGAUGCUCGAGUUGCGUGGAUUUCUCAACCACGCGCACCUUCAUACGCCGUACGCGCGCGCGCUCUACCUCGCGCUCAAGCAGAGCAAGCUCAACGACAAGUUGCAAGAGCCGCUCUUCCUCGCGCUCGAGCUGCUGCGUGGCGGUGCUUUGCACGCCAACUACUUUGGCGGUCGCGCCUAUUCCGGUGGACCCUCGUACGGCGAUGAGACGGAGAAGAGGCACAUGCUGUUGGUGAUGCGCACGGUUUCGUUGUUGCAAAUGACCUUCAAGCCGAGCUCGUGGACGGCGCCGUUGAGUCGCGAGCUGUUGGUCUUCAACUCGUUUGUCAAGUCGACGACGCGGGCGAUGCGCAAUCUGGUCGAGAUGAUUUCCCUGUCGCUGCUGUUGCGUGGAGAUGCGAGGAGGAACCGCGACGAUUAUCUGGAUAUUUCGCUCUCGCUUCCGUUCCAGACGGAUGUCAAUACGGGGAUGGGUAUUCUGGUGAAAUGCUACCUCGACGGACUGUUGACGUACCGCGGUGGACCGGUGGCGCCCGACCAGGUGGACGAUGCGGAUGUCGUCGAGGCUAAACAGGGCGUUCUGGGCGCGCUGGAGGAUACGUUUGCCAAUGUGAGGGAUAUCAGACAGGAGCUGGGACGAAGCUUUAGGUUCUGGGACGCGGUGCUCGUCGGUAUCGAGACGUUGGAUGCCGAGAACGCGAUCAGCAAGGACGUCGUCAAGCAGUUCAGGGACGCCGAGGCGUGGUUGAGGCCGCUGGCCAAGCUGCCCAAUGUCUAG